Molecule: messenger RNA, 519 nt
Organism: Staurois parvus
Lineage: Eukaryota; Metazoa; Chordata; Amphibia; Anura; Ranidae
Source: the annotation of a GenBank genome assembly
UUGGAUCGUCUGGGCCGACAGCGGGCAUCGGGUCACCAGGCAUGACAGCGGGCACUGGGUCAUCAGGCAUGGGGAUUGUCCUGGCUCGACAGCGGGCAUCGGUCACCAGGCAUCAGGUCAUUUGGCUCGCCAGCGGGCACCGCGUCAUCUGGCAAGGCAGUGCGCCACCGAGUCACCAGCACGACAUGGGGCUCCGAGUCAACUGGCAUGACCGCGGGCACUGGGUCAGACAUUGGAUCGUUGGCCCGACAGCGGGCAUUCGGUCACCAGGCAUGACAGCGGGCACUGGGUCAUCAGGUACCGGAUCGUCUGGAUUGACAGCGGGCAUCGAGUCAAAACUGGCCUAAUGGAAUCAUCAGCUGCUGAUCAGUUCAUCAGGCUGGGUAGAGGCAUCAGGCUGGGUAGAGGCAUCAGGCUGGGUAGAGGCAUCAGGCUGGGUAGAGGCAUCAGGCUGAAUGGUGGGCGCCGAGGCGCCAGCUGCACCACGGAAGGCAGGUUCUCAGAUGGGAGGCUGACCGG